CGUUGAGAAGCCCCGCUGAGAAGCCCACGUUGCGGGAGUUGAGAUCUAUUCAUAGCCUUCGCCCAUACGAAGGCUGAUGGCUGCCGUGGGGAAACUGAGAGCCCUGUUCGAGCGCAAUGCUGGGGUCCCUUCGAGUGCCCUCGGCCCAGAAGGUUUCCGCCACCAGCAGAAGCAACAAGGUGCAACCAUGCUGGCCACCAACAUAUGCACUCACAGGCACUGAUUGUGUCUGUCCCGUGAUGGUUGCUGCAGCCCAUCGUGAGAGGGAGGAAGACGCGAAGGCUCGCGAGAAGCUGCAUCAUCCGAGCUCUAACGAGAGCCUGGUGUGCAAAACAGCACACUGCCACUCCCAGGUGAUGUGUCGCUCUGUGGGUCUCUCAAUUCAGGAGCUGCGUUUCCUUCGCAUCUCGCGCAAGCUUCACUCGUCCAAGACCGCGUCCAGCAGCGCAGCAGCAGGAGCCUCGGGCGACCCCCCGGGCCUGUGUGGUUUGGAUGGCGCACUGGUGUGGGCGAUGACGUCCUUUCUCCCCCUGAUGCAGCGGGUGCCCCUGUCCGCCGUGUGCCGCACCAUGUACAGCAGGACCACCGACACGGCAGCCGGCAUCUGCCGUAGCCUUACCGUAGAUCCGUGGGAUCAUCACAGGUGGAGGGCGAUCGAAGAACUUGUUGACGACACAGACUGUGACUCCGACUGGGUGAGGGAAGAAGGCAAAGAUGCACACUGACCUGAUCGAUGGCCAAGCGCUUUGCUGCCUGUGUGUUUCCUCCUGUUGCAGAUGUUGGAUUGGUGGCAUAGGCGGGGCGAGACCAGAAAGUUGGCGAAGCAUGAGGCCAUUCAGGGACUCAAGAAGCGACUGGUGGGUGGUCAGCAGUACACACAACACAUAUCUACUCAUCUGUGUUCGCCUGUCUACAGAUGCGGCUGCAGACGGUCGACACAGGCGCCGGUGCCUGCCCCAGGGCCACGCUCACACACGUGACCAUCGGCGGCGAGUGCGGUAACGACGUCCACCGUGACGUGAAGCGACGCCGCCGCCGACGCGGCGAGCCGUUGGUGUUUCCGAUCCUGGAGACGCUCGAUGUGGUCGACAACAGCUUCAUCCAAAUGUGCAGGUAGGUACAAUGUUUGUAUGCAUGUGCCAAGAGAGCGAACGGUGUCGGUGUCUGUGUGUACACUCAGGCAUCGCCGUUGGGCCUUCCCGACUCUGAAGACGCUGCGAGUGGGACUCGUGUGUGGGAAUGAGUCUCACUAUCGUAUUCCCCAGUACUAUCCUGUUGAGGAUCUCACUGCCGCCCUUGUGCACAUCGUGUCGUCAUCGCCCGCACUCACGUCGCUCGAGGGCGACGUCAUCGAUAUUCCCGCCGACGAGAGCCAGUGGCAUGCACUCACCAAGGCCCUCGCUAGGUGCCCCCGCCUCACGAGCAUCAAGGGCCUGACGCUCCUUGACACCAAUUAUGACACUCUGGGGAAGCUCAAGGCCGCACUCGACACACACUGGUCGAGCUACUACAGGAGGGGUAGGUCUGCUGCGGGCUGUGGGCUGGGAGAUCCAGAUCCAUGCAAUGCGAAAUGUGCUCGUGUUCGUGUUGUGUUUCAGGCGUGCUCAAGACUAUCACGUUCCACCACCGCUUCAUACUGGGUGCGGCCGUGUCCAACAGCUUGACCGACCUGCUCACAUGGGCGCGGGGGGUGGCGUGCACCAUUGAAUGGUUGCCACGCACCGACGAUCGCUGCUAUGACGAUCCAUUGAUGGAUGACUUCGAUCCGGAGGAAGACGAAGGUGAGCGACUCAUCCAUGAGUUUGUCGCCGUGACGUCUCUGGGUAUGCACUUCAGGGACCAAGGGCUGGGACGACAUGGUGAUGGACUGCAGCGCCGACGUGCCUUCGCCCCCGCCCGCGCCCCGCGGCAUCGGGGCAGCGGCCAUCAGAGAAACUGCCACCAAGUGCACCAUGGUACGUAUGUCGACCAAGGACAGGCAGGCAGGCAGGCAGGCACAGGUAAUCAUCAGAUGGAUGGAUGUCUGCCUGCGUGUGUGGGUGCAUGUGUGCAGGUGCGCUUGUCGUUCGGAGGUUCGCCGCUACACGACAGCUGGCAGGACGUGUGCGAUUUCCCCCGUGUCACACACUUCGCCCUCGAGCAGUCCGACUACAGCGUACCAGUCGGCAAGCUGGCCGGCAGCGUGCCCCACUGGCUCAGCCAGACCACAGCUGACGGCAACAAUCGCUUCCUGCCGGCUGUAGAGCAUUUUUGCUGCAGUAUGGUGUGUCGCUCCGCUGCUCGCUUCGCCUCUCGCCUGCCCACCAGCGAUCCUGAAGUCCACGACCUUCGGGCGCUGGUGGGCAGCCUGAGGCGAGUGACCCACGUGUACCUAAGGGCUUCGUCUCUGAGGGACAUGGCCGUGUGCCUGUCUUUUUUCUCAUCCCUGCCGCACCCCUUAGACCACGUUGAGCUCGAUUUCGAAAGAGAGGCAGGGGAGCUGGCUGACGGUCACGAGUGUGAGGCUCUCGGCCUGACCUUCCCUCAAGUCGAUCGCAUUCAUAUCCGACACAACGCAUCCACUAGCUGUCCCGGCGAGUAUGAGUGCGGCCCUGGUUUGAGCAAGGCACAUAUGCGCUACCUGCUCUCUCUUGUGACGUCCAUCCGUGCCAACAAGGUGUCUGUCGCUGUCGAUAUGCUCGCCGAUGACCUGGUGUUUGGGUCACUUAUGGGCGACGAUUCGUGGGACGGGUCAGACGAGCUGUUUCAGUGGGAGGGAGAGUCCAAGUCAGAGGGGGCCCUAGACAGAGAGGCCACAGAGGAGCAGCACGUCAGCAGUAGACGUCGCAGCCUCUCUUGGCAACCUGACUUGACCACAUGCAUCGCACACUCAGAGAGUGACAGGCCAGCAGAGGGGCAGGGGCAGCCAGGCGGGAAGGAAGAUGCUGGUGGCGACGCAGGUGAGUGCUCACAGGGCUCACUGGGGGAAGGGGCGGGGGAGGACGAUGCAUCUGAUGAUGGGUGCCAAGUGCUCGAGGCUGCUGUGCGUGCCUUUGGCGAGGAAUGCCUGAGUUUAGUCAGUGGCACAUACGAGGGUAGCAAUGAGGCUUUUCUCCACUGGCCGUGGGCCUCGGGGCCGGGUGACAGCCAAGUACGGUUUCCCGAACUGUCGCUGCGUCUGGUGCUCAAGGAAGAGAAAAGGCAGAGGGAGGGAGAGGUCGGGUGACUAGCUAGGUGUUGGAGGAUGUCUGCAGGUGGGUGCAUACACUUCACUUCACUCAGUGACUACUGAUUUAUUCAAGUCUGACCCAUCCAUCCAACACAGUCUGACGACACCCAGUAAGGCACUACGGAUGGGGAGAGAUCAUGCCAUUUGCGUGUGUGUGCUGGUGUCUACACGUGGCUGGUGGGUGGAACGGUGAGUGCGUGCGUGGCCACGUUUAUCGACUUAUCUAUCGACCAGCUGACUUCCGUGUGUCUGUCGUG
Molecule: messenger RNA, 3465 nt
Organism: Vitrella brassicaformis
Lineage: Eukaryota; Vitrellaceae
Source: the annotation of a GenBank genome assembly